CCUCUCUCUCUCUCUCCUUCCUUUCCGUAACCCUUCCCCUUCCUUCCUCCCAAAGCAAAGAUAACAAUCCGUUCCAGCAUCGUAGAUUCCGCCAUGGGAUGCUUCGGGCGCACGGGGAAAUCAAGCAAACGCUCGGAGACGAAGAAGAACAACAACGAUUUCGUGAAGCUCACAAUCGACGUAAACUGCGUUCGUAAGAGCGCAGAUCGCGAUUCACAAACACAACCUAGCUCAGGUAGUCCGUGUGGAGAUGAUGCAAACAAGGAGGCAACUACUGAGGAGGAUCAGUUUUCUUUGGAUGCAAAGGAUUCAAAUGUGGAAGAUGAAGUUUCAGGGAAGAAAGCCAAGACUUUUACCUUUGAAGAACUCUCUGUUUCUACAGGAAACUUCAGGUCUGAUUGUUUUCUUGGCGAAGGAGGUUUCGGAAAAGUAUACAAGGGUCUUAUCGAGAGAAUCAAUCAGGUUGUUGCAAUCAAGCAACUUGAUCGAAAUGGUGCUCAAGGAAUUAGAGAAUUCGUGGUGGAAGUGAUGACACUAAGUCUCGCUGACCAUCCCAAUCUUGUAAAGCUUAUAGGGUUUUGCGCACAAGGUGUUCAGAGACUAUUGGUGUACGAGUACAUGCCACUAGGAUCUCUCGAAGAUCAUCUCCAUGAUCUUCCUAAUGGUAAAGCCCCACUUUCUUGGAACACCCGGAUGAAAAUAGCGGCUGGAGCAGCGAGAGGAUUAGAGUAUCUUCACGAUACAAUGAGGCCUCCUGUGAUCUACCGCGAUCUUAAAUGUUCGAAUAUAUUGCUCCGUGAAGACUAUCACCCUAAACUCUCUGACUUUGGGUUAGCUAAAGUCGGACCAAGCGGGGAUGCAACACAUGUUUCCACAAGAGUCAUGGGAACAUACGGAUACUGUGCUCCUGAAUACGCAAUGACGGGCCAACUCACAUUCAAAUCAGAUAUCUUCAGUUUCGGAGUUGUCCUUUUGGAGCUUAUCACUGGAAUGAAAGCGAUUUACAAAACAAAAGCGCGUAAAGACCAGACUCUAGUUGGAUGGGCGCGUCCGUUGUUUAAAGAUAGGAAGAAUUUCAAGAAAAUGGUUGAUCCCUUGAUGGAAGGAGAUUAUCCAGUUAGAGGAUUGUAUCAAGCGCUUGCGAUAGCUGCAAUGUGUGUUCAAGAUCAGCCUGGUAUGAGGCCGGUGAUUUCAGAUGUAGUCAUGGCUUUGGAUCACUUGGCUACUUGCAAUUAUGAUCUGAAUCACAGAGAAAAGCAGUCUAAUGUGACAGAGACAAGAGUUGAUGAAGCAAAAAGGGUGAUCGAAUCUAAUGUUUGUAUGGAAGGAAAACAAGAGAUCAAUAUAUGUUCAGCACAAGCGAAUUAAUCAACAACUGGUCUUUGUUUGAAACGGAAAAGAAAACUAGUUCUUUUAUAUGUUUAAAUUCUUAGAAUGCUUCGUUUGUAGGAGCAACAAUUUUGUUUCGACGGAUUUUGUGAUUUCAUGUAUUUCGAUUUUGGUUUCAUCAGACAUUAGCAGGUUAAAUGUGAC
Molecule: messenger RNA, 1533 nt
Organism: Eruca vesicaria subsp. sativa (arugula)
Lineage: Eukaryota; Viridiplantae; Streptophyta; Magnoliopsida; Brassicales; Brassicaceae
Source: the annotation of a GenBank genome assembly